Pyrenophora tritici-repentis Pt-1C-BFP is the source of this 925-nucleotide messenger RNA. NCBI's taxonomy places the organism in Eukaryota, Fungi, Ascomycota, Dothideomycetes, Pleosporales, Pleosporaceae. The record is from RefSeq and is a predicted model, not a curated record.
AACCACCACGACUAAGCAUUACAAGAAUGUCCGACAACGUCGGUCUAAGCACUCCCCGAGGUAGCGGAACCUCGGGCUACGUCCAGAAGAACAAAUCACUCCUCCGACCACGCGACAAGGUUCAGCCAUAUCCAAAAGACUGGGACCAAGCCAAACACCGUCCCAGACAGCCAGACGCAGAGAUUCUCGAGCACGAAGCGAAGCGCGACAUUGAAGUCAAGGUCCUUGAGUUGCGCGACAAACUCGAAGACGAAGGCGUUGACGAAGAUGAAAUCGAUGACCAAUGUGAGGGACUACGUCGCAAACUAGACCAAGAGCGCAAAGACGGCAAGGACCUAGGUCCCAACGCAAAGCGACUAAAGUCCCACCAAGUCCACGAUCUUGCCAAAGCAAAGCUGGAAGAGAGUGAGAGGCUGCGCAAGGCCCUGGGCAUCCGCGCAGACUACGAGGAGGGUAGUCACUGGAGGAAACAGGAAGAGAGAAUGCGUGACAGCCUUGCCAAGAGGGAGGCCGAGGACGAGGAGAAGGUGGAAAGGGCAAGGGAAUCUAGGCGGUACAAGGACGAGGACGAGGACGAGGAUUGAACGUUCACACGUGGGCGUUGAUAAGCAUCCUGAUACCACCAGUUGCUGCUGUGCACUGGUGUACAAUACGAAAUGGCGCCGCAUGUGGCGGUCAAUGGCGACCUAGCAGCCCAUGUGUUUGCGACUAUGGUCGAGACUGGUAUACGAAAUUUAGGCACAAGCAGGUCAGCUUCGUUAUCAGCUCGAUAAUCAUGUCGUUCGACUGAUCCGAAACAGAUGAUUCGCAAAAGAUGAUGCAAGUCUAUCUAUUCUCACUAGGCCCAGUUCUUUGAUGCGAGUCGCUGUUCGCUUCCAUGAGGUGGCACCUCUGCGACUGCCAUCUUGCAAUAUAUAACACCAUC